GCAGUGGGGGCCUCAACAUAUUUCCAGAACUCUCCAUCUAGACUGGUGAUUGAGCAUCUGCCUCUCUUACUGCCGGUGGCCACCUGAGGUGCUUCCCUGGCUCUGAGGGGGUUAGCACAAUGGCCAAGUGUGUCAGCCUGGUGUUGCUUCUAGUCUCCAUCUGGACCACAAGGCUCCUGGUCCAAGGCUCUCUCCAUGUAGAAGAGCUUUCCAUCUCGGUACCAUGCAGAUUUAUGGGGGUCACCUUUGUGAACAAAAAAGUUAACCAGCAGCUGAAUUUCACAGAAGCCAAGGAGGCCUGUAGGCUGCUGGGGCUGACUUUGGCCAGCAAAGACCAGGUUGAAGCAGCAAGGAUAUCUGGCUUUGAGACUUGCAGAUAUGGGUGGGUUGAAGAAGGAUUCUCAGUCAUCCCUCGGAUCUCCUCGAACCCCAACUGUGGGAAGAGUGGGGUGGGUGUCGUGAUUUGGAGAGCUCGACCUAGUCAAACAUUCGGGGUCUAUUGUCACAACUCAUCUGAUACUUGGGUUAACUCAUGCUCUCCAGAAAUCAUCACCACCAGAGAUCCCAUAUUUAACACUCAAACCACAACGCACACAAUAGAAUUUACUGUCAGUGACAGUACAUAUUCAGCAUCAUCCCCUUACUCCACAACACCUGCUCGUGCUAUUCCUCCUGCUCCGGCUUCCACUUCUACUCCACGGAGAAAAAAAUUGAUUUGCAUCACAGAAGAUUUUAUAGAAACUAGCACUGUGUCUACAGAAACUGAAUCAUAUAUUGAAAAUACAGCAGCAUUCAAAACUGAGGCUGCUGGAUUUGGAGGUGUUCCGACGGCCCUGCUGGUGCUUGCCCUUCUCUUCUUUGGUGCUGCAGCUGGUCUAGCCGUUUGCUACGUCAAAAGGUAUGUGAAGGCCUUCCCUUUUAUGAACAAGGAUAAGCAGAAGGAAAUGAUUGAAACCAAAGUAGUGAAGGAGGAGAAGGUUGAUGAUAGCAACUCUAACGAGGAAUCAAAGAAAACUGAUAAAAACUCAGAAGAGCCCAAGAGUCCAAACAAAACUACAGUGCGAUGCCUGGAAGCUGAAGUUUAGAUGAAAAAUAAAUGAGAAGACGCACCUGAGGCUGGUUUCUUUUCUGAUGAAUAUCCUGGCCCCAGCUGGGGAAACUAAAAGGGCCAAAGAACCAAAGUCCACCCUUGCUUCCUAACUAGAAUCAGUUCAGGGCCGCAUUUGGACUAUGGAGUUCACCAAAGGUAGCUCCCUUCUUCCUACUGCAAUCCUUUCUGGAUCCUAUCCUCCUACCUCCAAAGCUUCCCACAGCCUUUCUAGCCUUGCUACAUCCUAAUAACAUCCCAGUGGGAAAAAGGAGCUUUGCAAAGUACAAGGACCUAAAACAGCUAAUCAGUAAAAAGGCCUUCAGGCUGGCUCAGUCUAGGUGAGUUGAGAGCCAAAGGGUCACGGAGACCAAAGACUUCUCUGCUGUUUCCACAACCCAGAUAUUUCUUCAGCUCUGAAAGGGAAACACUUAUACCACCUGGCAUGUUCUUCUGAGCCAGGCAAGAGCAAAAGAAGGAGGGAAAAUUCCAGCAACUGAAAGCCAUGGAGAUUGCCAUGACUUGAGACCUAAUCUCUGUAAAAUCAAAAUAAAUAGAGAAAUAGAAUGAGGCUGAGCACACUGACAGCACAUUGUCAGCAGGCACUAUAAACACAGACAGGGGCAAAGUAUUCUUCUCUGACUCAGUUGGGUUGGAAUUACUUUUUAGAACAUAUAUAUACUUUCUUUUCUUUGUACUGCUGCUAUUUUCUCUAGAAAAAUAUACUUUU
Molecule: messenger RNA, 1817 nt
Organism: Cynocephalus volans (Philippine flying lemur)
Lineage: Eukaryota; Metazoa; Chordata; Mammalia; Dermoptera; Cynocephalidae
Gene: LYVE1
Product: lymphatic vessel endothelial hyaluronan receptor 1
Exons: 6
Coding region: 120-1085 (321 amino acids)
Biological process (GO): cell adhesion
Cellular component (GO): plasma membrane
Molecular function (GO): hyaluronic acid binding; transmembrane signaling receptor activity
Source: RefSeq, a predicted model, not a curated record